ACCGUGUGUGUUUAUUGGCUGUUGGGAAAAGCGCUCGCAUGUGGCUCCUGUCAAGGGUUUAUACUAUUAAAACUCCCCAAACUCCUCCAUCCUCCCUGACACUUGUUGCUGCUGUGCGCGCACCACCGGGGAGAGGACACCUGAAUCGCUUCAGCAUUUCUUUUUAGGAUUUCCCGCGGGGAGUGAUGAACUCCAUCGAUCCUCAGUCCCAUCACCAGCACCACCACAUCCCUACCGUCGGUUCUCUCCCACCCAAAGGCGCCCAGGAGGCCCCGGAUAUGGCGGCUGCUGUCUACUGCGACAACUUCAGCAGCAUGUACCACCAGCCGAGCCUCCAAGGUGCGCAAAGGCCCGGUGGCUACGGCCUCGGGGACUACGCGUCGUCUCCAAAUCCCUACCUGUGGCUCAACGGGCCGAGCGUCAACUCGUCCGCUUCAUACCUGCACGGCAACAACCCGUCGUUCAUCCCGCCCUCCUACGGCUCGCAGCGGCAGUUCAUAACAAACUCACCUGGAUUCGGCGGGCCCGACCUGGGCUGGCUGUCCAUCGCCAGCCAGGAGGAGCUGCUGAAGUUGGUCCGUCCGCCCUACUCCUACUCGGCGCUCAUCGCCAUGGCCAUCCAGAAUGCGCACGAGAAGAAGCUGACCCUGAGUCAGAUUUACCAGUACGUGGCUGACAAUUUCCCCUUCUAUAAGAAGAGCAAAGCGGGCUGGCAGAACUCUAUCCGUCACAACCUGUCUCUCAACGACUGUUUCAAAAAAGUGCCGAGGGACGAGGACGAUCCAGGAAAGGGAAACUACUGGACGUUGGAUCCAAACUGUGAGAAGAUGUUUGACAACGGAAAUUUCCGCAGGAAAAGGAAAAGACGAUCGGAUCAGAGCAGCGCAGGAGGAGCAGCAGCAGCAGCAGCGGUGGGCACCACAAAGGUUGAGGAUGGUAGGCCGACAGCGGCCGCCCCACUGAAACCCUCAGACAGUCCUCAGCUCCUGGGGCCUUCCUCCCCAGAGAUGGAAGUGAUGAGCGAAAACCACAAAACUUCCGCAUCUGCGUCCCCACCUGGACUGGCCUCCUCUGCUCCAUGUUUUAAUAACUUUUAUAGCAAUAUGUCCACGAUCAGCUCGGGGGCCCCCAGCCGACAGGGGUCCCUUGGACUGGUGAACGAGCUCUCGAACAGGAACAUAACCGCCCUGAGCCCGUACCACCCCAACCACAGCGGGCAGGACACGGGGCCAUCAGAGCACAGCGAGAGCUUGCAUUUUAACCGUGGAGUGUACUACAACACGUUUGGCGGCGGGCAGAGCGGACAGUUCAACAGUCACUUCUAUAACAGUUUCAGUGUCAACAGCUUGAUCUAUCCCAGGGAAGGCACUGAGCUAUAGGACCUGCUUUAACCACAGCGUCACACUGUUGCAGGGACUUAUUUUUGCUCUAUGACUCAAACGCAUGCUUGCAUGCAUUUAUUUCUGCAGCGAGAUCUAAGUACAGGCUGGGUUGCACUCCGCCACAUAAAAAAACACAACACUUCCUUCACCGAUCAACAGGCCAGACAGAUUAAAGAACAUGAAAUAUUUUUUAAGUUAAUUUAACUUUUAACAUUCAAACGGUGGAAACGUCAGCCUGAAAGUGUAACAAAAAUGAAGCACUUAUCUUUUUUCUUCUUUUUCAUGACUAUAUCAAAGCUCUCAGUGGUUUUUGAAAAAAAGGCUGCCACUGAAAACUGCAAAAAAAAUGGUAUUUUAUUUUUUUUGAAUAUGUUACUUUUGCUUUUUAGAUAAAACUGCGGAAGAUGUAAACAUGAA
This is a messenger RNA of Oreochromis niloticus (Nile tilapia), 1799 nucleotides long. RefSeq names its product forkhead box I2 (gene foxi2). Gene Ontology annotation, molecular function: DNA-binding transcription factor activity, RNA polymerase II-specific; RNA polymerase II cis-regulatory region sequence-specific DNA binding. The record is from RefSeq and is a predicted model, not a curated record. Gene Ontology annotation, biological process: regulation of transcription by RNA polymerase II; anatomical structure morphogenesis; cell differentiation. NCBI's taxonomy places the organism in Eukaryota, Metazoa, Chordata, Actinopteri, Cichliformes, Cichlidae.